AUGUUAAAACUUGGUUUAAAAGCUACCAAAACAGAUCAGUGUGUAUUUACAAAUGAAGAUAAUACAAUAAUAAUAGCAAUCUAUGUAGAUGAUGGACUUGCUUUGGCUAAAGAAAAGCAAACAUUAAAAAACAUUUUAAACUGCUUAGAAAAGGAAUUUGAAAUAAAAGUAUACAAUGAUCCUACUACUUUUAUUGGAUUUGAAGUCAAAAAGACUGAGAAAGGUAUAACACUGAAACAAGAAAGCUACAUUGGAAACUUAUUAAAGAAAUUCAGUAUGGAAGAUUCUCAACCUGUUAAUACACCCUGCAAUACAGAAAAUAAAACAGAAACGCAAAACACAGAUUCUAUAAAUUUUCCAUAUAGAGAACUGAUUGGAGGACUUCUAUAUGUAUCUACAAGAACAAGACCAGACAUAAGUCAAGCUGUAAAUGAAGCAAGCAGAAAAAUAGAAAACCCUACGAAAGAUGAUGUGAUAGCUGCAAAGAAAAUACUAAAAUAUUUAAAUGGAACAAGACAGAAAGGAAUCAUGUACAAGAAAGGAGGAGAUAUGUCAAAACUAAAUGCAUACUGUGAUGCAGACUAUGCCAAUUGUAACAAGACAAGACGCAGUACAACCGGAUUUAUGAUAAUGUUAGCAGAAGGACCUGCAGACAUAUUUACAAAACCAUUGUUAAAUAAUAAAUUUAAUUUUCACGCUCAAAAUAUUGUCAACUAA
Bombyx mandarina (wild silkworm) is the source of this 717-nucleotide messenger RNA. RefSeq lists its product as uncharacterized. NCBI's taxonomy places the organism in Eukaryota, Metazoa, Arthropoda, Insecta, Lepidoptera, Bombycidae. The record is from RefSeq and is a predicted model, not a curated record.